Messenger RNA from Rhinichthys klamathensis goyatoka, 1159 nucleotides. RefSeq names its product NDRG family member 2 (gene ndrg2). Gene Ontology annotation, biological process: signal transduction. The record is from RefSeq and is a predicted model, not a curated record. Bases 41 to 1147 code for a protein of 368 amino acids. NCBI's taxonomy places the organism in Eukaryota, Metazoa, Chordata, Actinopteri, Cypriniformes, Leuciscidae. Gene Ontology annotation, cellular component: cytoplasm. The transcript has 15 exons.
UUCCUCUGUUUUGUGUUUCAGGACAGUGUAUCCGAUCACCAUGACGACUGAAAUGCAGGAGAUCGCCAUCACAGAGGAGAAGCCUUUACUGCCGGGUCAAUCCGACGCUGUGAAGGACGUGGAGAUCGCGGCCCGAAUGCUGCUGGAUCAAGGCCAGGAGCACAGUGUGGAGACGCCUCACGGAGUGCUUCAUGUGACGGUUCACGGCGCCGGGAACGCUCGCAGACCCGCCAUACUGACCAUACAUGAUGCAGGAAUGGACAGUAAGAGCUGCUUCUCCACCCUGUUUAAGUUUGAGGAGAUGCAGGAGAUCGUGAAGAACUUCACUGUGGUUCAUGUGGACGCUCCAGGACAGGAGGAGGGCGCGGCCAUUUAUCCUGCUGGAUACCAGUACGCAACCAUGGAUCAGAUCUCUGAGAUGCUUCCCGCCGUCCUGCAGUUCUUCAAUUUCCGCACAAUUAUCGGUGUUGGAGUCGGAGCCGGCGCUUACAUACUGUCCAGAUUCACUUUGUCUAACCCUGAAGCGGUGGAAGGGCUGGUGCUGGUUAACGUGGACACAAACGCACGAGGCUGGAUGGACUGGGCCGCACACAAGCUUUCCAAUCUGACGUCUUCCCUCACAGACCAAAUCCUGACCCACCUCUUCAGUCAGGAAGAGCUGUCGGCAAACACAGACCUGAUUCAGGCUCACAGAGAGAGAGUGGCUAAAGCGCCGAACGCCAUCAACAUCGAGCUCUUCUGGAAGAGUUAUCUGGGUCGCAGAGAUCUGUGCAUCGAGAGGAACAACACUUUCAAAUGUCCUGUGAUGCUGGUGGUCGGUGAUCAUGCUCCGUAUGAAGAUGCUGCUGUGGAGUGCAACAGCAAACUAGAUCCAACGACCACCUCCUUCCUCAAGAUGGCAGACGCCGGAGGGAUGCCACAACUGACUCAGCCCAGCAAACUGACAGAAGCCUUUAAGUACUUCAUUCAAGGCAUGGGAUACAUGGCGUCGUCCUGCAUGACGCGUCUCUCUCGCUCGCGCACCACCUCUCUCUCCUCCUCCUACUCCAUGGAGGGCUCUCGCUCCCGAUCCCGCACGCUGUCCCAGGGCUCCCAGGGGGGACAGCUCCCGCCCAGCCCGUCCCAGACCAUGGAGGUGUCGUGCUGAGGAGCGCCGGCG